Protopterus annectens (West African lungfish) is the source of this 712-nucleotide messenger RNA. RefSeq lists its product as uncharacterized. The record is from RefSeq and is a predicted model, not a curated record. Lineage: Eukaryota; Metazoa; Chordata; Ceratodontiformes; Protopteridae. The transcript has 2 exons. The coding region runs from base 26 to 673 and encodes 215 amino acids.
UUUUAAUUUCAGUGUGGGUACUGUGAUGGAAUCUGACAAAUACACAGUGCAUCAAGGCCUGCAGAUGGAAGGUAUCCCUCAAAGACCUCUUCAGGUGUGGAUAUGUGGCCAUUCUUAUGUGCACUGGUCAUCAAAAAGAGCUAUUGAAAUAGGAGCACAAAAUCUGUGGCAAAGUGAGUCCGAAAUUAUGGUGUCCUGGGUCGGAAAAAGAGGCUUGCGCUGGGAAGGUCUGCUAUGCCUGCUGUCUGAGAAAUAUGUCUGCAGUGAAGAACCAGAUAUUGUAAAACUGCAUCUGGGUGGAAAUGACCUAACCACAUGCCCUCUUGUUGAUCUGAAAGGGGAAAUCAUGAACAUUUUGUAUAAACUUCUUACAUGGUGGCCUAAAAUGCAUAUCAUAUGGUCAGAUAUCAUACAAAGGUUGGACUGGAAGGGUGCACGUAGCAUUAAGGCCAUUGAGAAAAUUCGGAGACUGCACAAUAGCUUUAUGUGGGGACAGAUGGAGCUGUGCAAAGGAUCUGUGAUUCACCAUACAUCCAUAAAAGCUCGGUUACCAGAGUUAUACUGUUAUGACAGCAUUCACCUUAGUGACAGUGGACUUGAUUUAUUUAUAUGUCAGUUGAGAGACUCUGUACAGUUUGCAAAAACAAAACCGCACAAGUGUCCUUUAUGUUAAAUAAAUGUGCUGGCAAAGCAUUCAGGAUCAUGUGUGAUU